AUGGAGGACGGCUACCAGAACCGGACGGCCUUCAUCAAAGGCGCCAAAGACAUCGCCAAGGAGGUCAAGCGCCAGGCCUCCAAGAAGGUGGCCCGCAGCGUGGACCGCGUCAACGACGAGUACAGCCGCCGCUCCUACAGCCGCUUCGAGGAGGACGACGAUGACGAUUACACGGCGCAGGGCGGCGGCGGCGGCGGCUACUACCGCGGCGACAGCCAGGCGGCCGACGACGACGACGAGGGCGGACGCAGCGACUCCACCGAGGGCCACGAUGAGGAUGACGAGAUUUACGAGGGCGAGUACCAGGGCAUCCCCCGGGCCGAGUCAGAUAAGGGCAACCUGGCCGGCGGGCCCGGCUCGGUCCCGCAGCCGUUCCGGGAUGUGGCGGCGUCCGAGGCGGAGAGGCGUAAAGACCAGGAGGAGCUGGCGCAGCAGUACGAGAGCAUCCUGCAGGAGUGCGGCCACGGAAAGUUCCAGUGGACGCUCUACUUCGUACUGGGCUUGGCGCUCAUGGCCGACGGCGUGGAGAUCUUCGUGGUGGGCUUCGUCCUGCCCAGCGCCGAGAGGGACAUGUGUCUGUCCGAGCCCAACAAGAGCAUGCUGGGUCUGAUUGUGUAUUUCGGGAUGAUGGUGGGAGCGUUCUUGUGGGGCGCCAUGGCCGACCGGAUCGGUCGCCGCCAGUCGCUUCUCAUCUCGCUGUCCAUCAACAGCAUCUUCUCCUUCUUCUCGUCCUUCGUGCAGGGAUACAGCACCUUCCUCUUCUGCAGGCUGCUCUCGGGCGUCGGGAUCGGCGGCUCCAUCCCCAUCGUCUUCUCCUACUACUCGGAGUUUCUGUCUCAGGAGAAGCGAGGUGAGCACCUCAGCUGGCUUUGCAUGUUCUGGAUGAUCGGCGGCAUCUACGCCUCUGCCAUGGCGUGGGCCAUCAUCCCCCAUUACGGAUGGAGCUUCCAGAUGGGUUCGGCCUACCAGUUCCACAGCUGGCGCGUCUUUGUUCUGGUCUGCGCCUUCCCCUCGGUCGCCGCCAUCGCCGCCCUCAAUGCCAUGCCCGAGAGUCCACGCUUCUACUUGGAGAACGGCAAACACGACGAAGGCUGGAUGAUCCUCAAGCAAGUCCAUGACACUAACAUGCGAGCCAAGGGACACCCAGAGAAAGUCUUUACCGUGACCACCAUCAAGACAGUGAAGCAGGUGGACGAGUUGGCGGAAGGUGGCACCGACACACCUGUCUGGCAGCGCUAUCGCCUCAAAAUUAUGAGUCUCUCCCGUCAGAUCCGGAAUAACAUUCUUGCCUGCUUCAGCCCGGAAUACAAGCGGACCACUUUCAUGCUCAUGGCUGUUUGGUUCAGCAUGUCCUUCAGCUACUACGGCCUGACCGUGUGGUUCCCGGACAUGAUCAAGUACAUCCAGAAGCAGGAGUACGAGUCGCGCACUAAGACCUUCAGCAAGGAGCGUGUGGAGCAUGUCACCUUUAACUUUACGCUGGAAAAUCAGGUGCACCGCCAGGGUUACUACUUCAACGACAAGUUCCUCAAUCUGAAGAUGAAGUCGAUGGUGUUUGAGGACUCGGUGUUCGAGGAGUGCUACUUCGAAGACAUCACAUCCACACACACCGUUUUCCGUAACUGCACCUUCAUCGCCAGCUUGUUUUACAACACGGAUUUGUUCAAGUACCGGUUUGUGGACUCCAAGCUGGUGAACAGCACCUUCCUGCACAACAAGGAGGGCUGCAUGCUGGACUUCAGCGACGACUUCAACAACGCCUACAUGAUCUACUUCGUCAACUUCCUGGGAACUCUGGCCGUGUUGCCCGGCAACAUCGUGUCGGCUCUGCUCAUGGACAAAAUUGGCCGUUUGAGGAUGUUGGCGGGUUCCAGUGUCAUUUCGUGCAUCAGCUGCUUCUUCCUGAUGUUCGGCAACAGCGAGUCGGGCAUGAUCGCCCUCCUUUGUCUCUUCGGCGGCAUAAGCAUCGCCUCCUGGAAUGCCCUUGACGUCAUCACCGUUGAGCUCUACCCGUCUGAUAAAAGGACCACGGCCUUUGGCUUCCUGAACGCCUUGUGCAAGCUGGCAGCCGUACUGGGCAUCAGCAUCUUCCAGUCCUUCGUGGGCAUCACCAAGGCCGUGCCCAUCUUGUUUGCCGCCGCUGCGCUGGCUGCAGGGAGCUUCCUUGCCACAAAGUUACCCGAAACCCGGGGCCAGGUGCUGCAGUAGUAACCGCUGGCAUCAGCAAGGUGGCGGGGGGUCGGAGUCUAAGCGCCGCCUCUUACAAACUCUGCAUCCACAUUAUUUUUUUUUUGGAAGCCCCAGAAUGCUCCUCGAUGUAGAUGACAUCAUCUUCUUUGGAGGGGGAUUAGUAUCGACCUCAGGGGAUUCCCAUUUGUUUUCUGAUGCAGGCGUGUGUGUUGCAUGUGAGUGUGGGAAAACUUGCGUCAUUUCACAAUUUCUUUUUUUCUUCACUUGGAAUACAGCCGACUGGUUCUCAAAAGCAGAAUGUACUGAGAGUAGGCAGAGUUUACAUCCUUGUAAAAAACACAUCAGAGCACUAGCUCAGGUGAGUGUUUUCAUUUAGUAUUUUAAAACGUCCGAUUCGCCCAAAAUGGGUGCAUCGAUCCAAAAUGGCUGGUUUCAUGUUCGAUUUCGGGUCCUUUUCGUGUCCCACUUGUGUACCAAACACAAAACUGGUUUCAGGAGCUAAUCUAUUUGCUUUUCACACUACAACCCAGCUAAGCUAACUUCGCAGCGCUCCUGUAAAACGAAAUUACAUUAAAUUAUCCCCCAUUGCCAGUUUUACUGAUCGACACCGAAUUUGGAAGAUGGCGCUAUCGUAACAGGAUGCACAGACACAAGUCUCAAAGACCCGUCCCUGAAAUCCAACAGUAAGAUGGCCAUUUGGGUGGGAAGCGGCCAUUUUGAGGCCAAUUCGUCCGCCUGUAUUCCCAGCUGAAUGUCCUCAGGACGCUUCGAUUAUUUCUCAUUGAAAUUCAUGUUAGUCAAAAACACAAAACAGGACCAAAAGAAACAUUGCUGCAUGAGAGUGACUGAUUACAUAAAGGCACAAAGCGUGACAAAACAUUUCAUUUGAGUUAAAAAAAAAAAAAGGAACAUUAGUUCCCCGAUAUUUAACAUCCAGCUUGUGUGCUGACAAUCAACUACUGAGGAUUUCAUUUUGUGUGCAUCCAUGUGGGCUAUACACUCCUCUCCUUUUUUUCCACAGAGCCUAAACAUCAGUUAGCUUAGCGUUAACACUGGAGGAAAACAACUAGCUUGCCUAUUAGCUUGAAGUUACAAUACACAAAAUAGCGUCUUGUUAUGUUUACAUUUUUACAACAUUUCGAAAAAGUCGUCACCAUUCAUUCCACAACUUUGACUGUUAGCCACCCAAGCAGGCUGCUUCUUGUAUUUUUUAUGCUAAACUAGGCUAACGACUCAAAGGAGAGUACCACUGCCCCCUC
Molecule: messenger RNA, 3449 nt
Organism: Hippocampus comes (tiger tail seahorse)
Lineage: Eukaryota; Metazoa; Chordata; Actinopteri; Syngnathiformes; Syngnathidae
Product: synaptic vesicle glycoprotein 2A-like
Exons: 12
Coding region: 1-2208 (735 amino acids)
Biological process (GO): transmembrane transport; chemical synaptic transmission
Cellular component (GO): synaptic vesicle membrane; neuron projection
Molecular function (GO): transmembrane transporter activity
Source: RefSeq, a predicted model, not a curated record